GUGUUUUCUUGGCAAAUUUUCCGUUUGCUUCGAAAUUUCCCAGCUGGAUUCGAUUUUUAAAGUUCUUUUAGUGGUUACAAAUUGAUUUAUUCUACCAAAAUAUCCAUAAGUAUGUCUUGUAAGUGUUCUUCAGCCACUAGAGGCUCUAAAAAGAAGCUCCACAAAGAAAUAUUGAAAGUUUUCCUUGUUGAUGACGAACAAUCAGUGCUACAUGAGGAUCAGUUCGAAAAUUUGCAGAAAAUCCUCCGCGAUUUGGACUUUUCUCACAUCCCAAAAUUCAACUCGUUCGACACGACUCAUAUGAUGGCAGCACAUGAGACUGCAAGAAAGAUCUCAAAGAUGCCAGUAAAGGAAAUGAUAAGCACACUUAGCAGUUUGAGAAAACUCUACAGAUCUGACCAACUGGUUGAGUACCUCACUCGAGUAAGUCUGUACAAACACAGCGCAACCACCUCCCUCACUCUCCCUCCUCCCCGCCAAACCCUCCCAAGACUCUACUUCGACUGUCACAUCCUGGAGACUGGCAGAGAAGCUGUUUGUAACAACACGAGACUAGAUCCAGAGCAGAGGUUGUCCUGGUGGAGAGAGGAUCCCGGAAUAGCAGAGCACCACUACAACUGGCACGUCUACUACCCUUACACUGAGGCUCCCCGAGACAGACAGGGCGAGCUGUUCGCUUACAUGCACGAGCAGAUGCUCGCUAGAUACGACUUUGAGAGGCUAGCUGUGGGUUUCGGGCGGGUCAGAGCAUUUGGGCCGGGCUACACUUGGGAGAAACCGUUAAAAGAAGGAUACAACCCUAGAAUGGAGGGCUUCUCAUUCCGGCCCUCUGGAAUGCUUAUCUCUGAGACUAUCAGGAUGGAAUCAAAGCUGAUAUUGACUGAUGUGUUGCAGAGGAACAAAGAGCGCUUCUUCUACUCGCUAGCAAGAGGGUACUUAGAGCGCCCGGACAGCGCUAAAGUUGAGAUAACCAUGGACAAGUUGGGCAACACUAUGGAGGCUAACAUGGGGUCAGUCAACAAGAAACUCUACGGUAACCUCCAUAAUGAUGGACACAACAUUUUGUCCACCAUUAAUGAUCCGGAUGGUAGAUAUGACGUAGAGCCUGGGCCCAUGAUUGCUACUCAGGCAGCACCUAGAGAUACUGUAUUCUAUAGAUGGCACAAAUUCGUUGAUGCCAUCUUCGAAGCUUAUCGAGUGAAUCUCGAGCCGUACUCCGUUAAUGACUUAACCAUGAAGGAUACCGAGGUCAAUAACAUUCAAAUUGUUACAGAAAAGAAGCCGAACCAAGUGAAUAAUUUGUUCACAUUCAUGAUGGAAAAAAAGUACACUAUAUACAAUCCAGAAAAGAAGGUGGUACAAAAAAAGAUUCUAAACCAUAUUCCGUUUAGUUACAAGUUAAAGGUUCGAAAUACAAGUUGCAGAAAUAGUAUGGUAGUGUUUCGAAUUUUCUUGGCGCCUGAAACCGAGGAACUGCUUGAUCAAUGGAGGAAUAUGUUCAUUGAGCUGGACAAGUUUGUUGCUUACCUUGACCCUGGAGAGGACCGUGAAAUUACUCGGUUUGACCACCAAUCCUCCGUAAUCCUCCCUCCUGAGACCACAGUUCAAGAUAUUUUAGACGACAACACAAGCCCUCAACAAACGUGUGGGUGUGGCUGGCCUCGGAACCUGCUCAUACCUCGUGGAAACACAGCCGGGAUGAAAGCGAACUUGUUGGUUCUUGCAACAAACUGGGAGAAAGACGGGGUGAGUCCUGACCAGGUCCUCUCUGGUAGCGUGUCCUAUUGUGGUAAGAUGGGAUACCCUUAUCCUGAUAAGAAGCCCAUGGGGUUCCCCUUUGAUCGUGUUACCACGUUUCUUGAUGUCAGGGACCUGGCAUCUAAACUACCAAACAGUUGUAUAGCUGGUGUUACCAUUAACUUUCUUGAGGAUUACGUGGGGGCAGGUGUUGAAGACAUGGCAGAGGACAGUUCUUAUGUUCUGGUGUCUGAGUAGAGGGUGAUGCAGGGUGUUGAAGACAUGGCAGAGGACAGUUCUUAUGUUCUGGUGUCUGAGUAGAGGGAUGAUGAGGCAGGUUGUACCAGCUGAUCUUUAUGUUCCAGAGUCCGCUGGGUCUGGGUAUUACCUUGUCACAGGUAUACGAUGUACAGACCUCCACUGGUCUGAGACCCCUGUUCUGGACACCAGACCCCUUUAACUAUGUGAUUUGGAAGAUUGUUGACCAAUCAGUUGGAAUUUCGUACUAUACAAUUUGUCGAUGUAUUAAUGUAUUGAUGUCGAUUCACAUAUUAUUACAAUUUCAGUUUCUCCUAAAUUCAUGAAGAAUUAUUCAUUCCCGUUGCUGUAUCAUAUUAUUAAGCAGCAUAGUUGUUCGUUGUCUUGUUUGAAUGAAAACAGGACGCUUUUCAAAUAGUUGUAGCUGGAACAAUCGAUUUGUUGUGUAGAAUGUUAAAGAUGGACCUCAUUUGCUUUUUCGUCAAUAAUUGUUUUAAUGAUCAUUGAAAUUUUAUUUAUUUAUUG
This is a messenger RNA of Bolinopsis microptera, 2520 nucleotides long. RefSeq names its product hemocyanin II-like. NCBI's taxonomy places the organism in Eukaryota, Metazoa, Ctenophora, Tentaculata, Lobata, Bolinopsidae. Bases 112 to 1995 code for a protein of 627 amino acids. The transcript is spliced from 2 exons. The record is from RefSeq and is a predicted model, not a curated record.